Messenger RNA from Choloepus didactylus (southern two-toed sloth), 1678 nucleotides. RefSeq names its product cytochrome P450 2W1. The record is from RefSeq and is a predicted model, not a curated record. Gene Ontology annotation, molecular function: oxidoreductase activity, acting on paired donors, with incorporation or reduction of molecular oxygen, reduced flavin or flavoprotein as one donor, and incorporation of one atom of oxygen; heme binding; iron ion binding. The transcript has 9 exons. NCBI's taxonomy places the organism in Eukaryota, Metazoa, Chordata, Mammalia, Pilosa, Megalonychidae. Gene Ontology annotation, biological process: xenobiotic metabolic process. Bases 1 to 1491 code for a protein of 496 amino acids. Gene Ontology annotation, cellular component: intracellular membrane-bounded organelle; cytoplasm.
AUGCUGCCUGCGCUGCCUGCCGCGGGGGCCCUGCUGCUCGGCCUGCUCCUGGGGCUCCUGGCGCUCUGGGGGCUGCUCUGUGCCCGGCCCCCGGGCCCAGCCCCCUGCUGGCCCCCCGGGCCGCGCCCGCUGCCCCUCGUCGGGAACCUACACCUGCUGGGCCUCCGGAGACAGGAGCACGCACUGAUGGCGCUCUCGGAGCGGUUCGGGCCCGUGUUCACCGUCCACCUGGGGCGGCAGAAGGCGGUGGUGCUGGUGGGCUACGAGGCGGUGAGGGCGGCGCUGCUGGACACCUCCCAGGAGCUGGCCGACCGGCCCCCCAUCCCCAUCUUCCAGCUCAUCCAGGGGGGCAGGGGCAUCUUCUUCUCCUCCGGGGCGCGCUGGAGGACUGCCCGCAAGCUCACGGUCCGCGCCCUGCACCGCCUGGGCCUGGGGCCGGGGCCGGGGGCCCCCCGGGUGCUGGAGGAGCUGCGGUGCCUCGUCGGGCAGCUGGACUCCUACAGCGGCCGGCCCUUCCCCCUGGCCCUGCUUGGCUGGGCACCCUCCAACGUCACCUUCACGCUGCUCCUCGGCCGGCGCCUCCACUACCAGGACCCCCUGUUUGUCUCGCUGCUGGGCCUCAUCGACCAGGUCAUGGUGCUCCUGGGCUCCCCGGGGCUCCAGCUGUUCAACGCCUUCCCCGGGCUCGGGGCACUCCUGCGGCUGCACCGGCCAGUCCUACGCAAGACGGAGGAGGUGUGCGCCAUCCUGAGGGCCCUCCUGGGGGCACGGCCGCCCCCCACGCCCGGCGGGGGCCCCCUGCAGAGCUACCUGGAUGCCCUGCUCCAGCAGUGCCAGGUCAACGACCCCAAGAGCCCAUUUACAGAGGCUGACGCGGUGGCCUGCGCCCUGGACAUGGUCAUGGCCGGCACGGAGACCACCUCCGCCACGCUACAGUGGGCUGCCCUCCUCAUGGCCAAGCACCCCGAUGUGCAGCGCCAGGUGCAGGAGGAGCUGGACCGUGUGCUGGGCCGUGAGCGGCCACCUCAGCCCCGGGACCUGCAGGCGCUGCCCUACACCAACGCGGUGCUGCACGAGGUCCAGCGCUUCAUCACCCUCCUGCCCCAUGCGCCCCGCUGCACCGCGGCCGACACCCACCUGGGCGGCUACCUCCUCCCCAAGGGCACCCCAGUCAUCCCCCUGCUGACCUCCGUGCUCCUGGACAAGACGCAGUGGGAGACCCCGGACCAGUUCAACCCGGGCCACUUCCUGGACCCGGACGGGCGGUUCCUGCCGCGCGCCGCCUUCCUGCCUUUCUCCGCAGGGCGCCGGGUCUGCGUUGGCGAGGGCCUGGCCAGGGCCACGCUCUUCCUGCUGUUCGCCGGCCUGCUCCAGCGACACCACCUGCAGCCCCCACCUGGCAUCGGCCCCGCUGCCCUGGACACGGCACCUGUCCCAGCCUUCACCAUGCGGCCGCGGGCCCAGGAGCUGCGGGCCCUGCCCAGGCCCUAGGCCACCCGCCUGCGCCCCCUGCUCUGGGAGAGGGGUCCAGAGGACCAGGGCCUGGCCUGGCAGCCAUGGGCUCACCCCUGCCCCAAGCGUGGACGACCGAGCAGCAGGGUCCCCGGGGGCAGGUAGGGGGGCCCGGGCUGUUUCUUCCAAGGCCCUGGGCCCUCUCUCAGACACCUGCAGCCCCUUG